Molecule: messenger RNA, 5208 nt
Organism: Schistosoma turkestanicum
Lineage: Eukaryota; Metazoa; Platyhelminthes; Trematoda; Strigeidida; Schistosomatidae
Source: the annotation of a GenBank genome assembly
UUUUAAGAUAAUGGGGAAGUACAAACUGGACGCUUAGUUAUCCCACAAACUAUGAUGAGGAAUUGUGGAUUAAUACGACUUAUUUCUACCUUCUUAUUCUGUAUCUUCAUUUACAAAUCCACAUGUAACAUUUUUGAUAUAUGUUCAACCAACCCUUGUCAUUCAAAUGGAUAUUGCAUCUCUAAUGAUAACGGAGAAUUUCAUUGUCGAUGCUUACAAGGUUGGACAGGUUAUGAUUGUUCAGUAGAUGUGGAUGAAUGUCAUUUAGGCUCAACAAAUCCAUGUGAACACGAUGGUGUUUGUAUUAAUUCACCUGGCGAUUAUCAGUGUUUAUGUCCACCUGGAUAUAAUGGAUCAAGAUGUGAAGAUGAAAUUUUAGAAUGUGCAUUCAAUCCUUGUAAACAUGAUGGAACAUGCAUAGAUUUAAUCAAUGGUUUUCAAUGUAUUUGUCCACUUGGUUACGAAGGUGUAACAUGUGAAGAUGAAAUAAAUGAAUGUUCGUCUUCACCAUGUAAAAACGGUGCACAGUGUGAAGAUCUAAUCAAUAAUUAUACAUGUCAUUGUUUACCUGGAUGGACUGGUUUACACUGUGAAAAUCGUAUUCGACCAUGUGCUGCUAAUUCAUCAUUAUGUUUAAAUAACGCUACAUGCUUAGAUUUAGUGACAACAAAUGAAGAUAUUGAAAUGAAUAAUGUGUCCAAUGAUCUUUUUCAAUGUCUUUGUCCCGAAGGUUUUCAUGGCAAGUUAUGUGAAACAAAAAUAAUUAAUAAUUAUUGUACGGAGAUUGUCUGUCAAAAUGGUGGACAAUGCAAUAUUUUAGACAAUGGUAAAGAAUAUUGUACAUGUUUAAAUAAUUAUCAUGGAUUAUAUUGUGAAGCGGAAAAGAAACAAACCGAACAAAAUGUAGAAUUAUUCAAGACAGAAAAAGAACAAAAUGAAAUUAAAAAAUUUGACUGUUUCAAUACGCCAUGUUUAAAUAAUGGCACUUGUCAUGUACUUGAUGACAUCAGUAACUUCUCAACUAUAACAACAAUAAACAAUGCUACUGUCAAUAUUAAUAGUAGAGAUGGUAGUACAGUUUGCCAUUGUAAACCUGGCUUCUCUGGUCGCUAUUGUGAAAACGUACAAGAUUCUUGUCAACAUGUAUCAUGUCAUAAUGGAGGAGUAUGUAUGUCACAAGACGAUAAUAAUGCUAAAAAUCUGAGUGUUUUAACAUCAAAAUCGAGCUACACCUGUAUAUGUCAACCUGGAUAUUCAGGUAAACAUUGUGAAAUUAAUGUAUAUGACUGUUUCAAUCAACCUUGUGGAUCUUAUGGAAUUUGUAAAGAUGAAAUUGAUAGUUAUCAUUGUGAAUGUUUAAAAGGAUGGAAAGGAUUACACUGUGAUAAAAAAUCAUUGUCAAUAAAACAGAUUAGAAAUGAAAAAAAUACUGAAUCCAAUUCAGUAUUGAUGGAGAUGAUGAUGAUGCAUAACAAUUCGAAAGAAUUUCAUUUCAAUCGAAAUAGAUUAUGUCCUGAAAAUUAUUGUGCUAACUCAGCUAUUUGUAUUUCCAUCAACGAUGAUAUAUCUUCUUUUAAAAUGAACAAUACAGAAGUGUCAAACAAUUGGAAUGUUGGAAAUGAAUAUCAAUGUCUAUGUGAAACAGCUAUCGGUCGAUUUAAAGGUACUUAUUGUGAUAUGGACGUGAAUGAAUGUUCUGAAGCUGAAGAAAACCAGUCAUCAUUGUGUCAAAAUGGUGGACAAUGUAUCAACACUUAUGGAUCGUAUAUAUGUAGUUGUACAAAACCAUAUCAUGGUAAACAUUGUGAACAUUCAUUCAAUCCAUGUGACUUUGAUAGUACAUCAAUCUGUUUUAACGGAGGAACAUGCUUACCAACAUCAGACGGUUUAGGUACAAUAUGCGUCUGUCCAAAAGGAUUUACCGGACCUCAGUGUAGAGAACAGAUAAAUGAAUGCAUCAAUGAACAAUCAUGUACGAAUGGAAUAUGUUUAGAUUUGAUUGGAACAUAUUAUUGUUUAUGCCCCACUGGCAGAUAUGGAAUGAACUGUGAAUUCACUGGUAAACAAAUUUGUACUAAUCAAUCGUGUGGUGAAGAUGUAAACGUUAGAAAUUGUACAACACAUCUUUGUUUAAAUAGCGGCACAUGUAUAAGUCAUAAUGCUGCAGACAGUAAUAUCACUGACGAUGAAAACCAUAACAACACCCAUAUUCCUCAGGGGAACAACUUGUUGGAAUCACAAGUGCUUUAUUGUUCUUGUCCAUUCGGUUAUAUCGGUGAAUAUUGUCAGAUAGAAUUGGAUUUUUGUCAGCUUUUCCAUUAUAUUAAACACUAUCUUCUGGAUUAUUUUAUACAACCUAAAGAAAUCGAAGAUUAUUUCCUUAAAAAUUUAACCAUUUCAAGUUAUCUUAUCAAUGAUUGGUUAAUUUCAUCAACCUUGUUAUCAUCAUCAUCAUCACUCUCAUCUUAUUCAUGGGAUGAAAUCAACUUAUUAUAUUCUAUAUUCAUAAUAAAUUAUACAAAUUCUCAACUGCUGAAUAACACUGAUACAAGAAAGAUUUUAUCAACAGGAAACAUAUUUAAACAUAAUUCUACUGUAGACAGAAAAAAUAUUUCAUCUAAUUCAACUUUAUUUAUGAUAAGUUCACCAAUGGGUUUAUGUGAUUCUGUUGGAAGUUCUCAAUGUAUUCCAUUGUUAUUUUCUACAAGUGAUAAUCGGAGAAGUAUUAGUAAUGGAUUUGAAUGUAUUUGUCGUGUAGAUUAUGAAGGCAGAUAUUGUGAGAAAUAUGUUGAUUUUUGUAAUAAAAUGGACAAACAAUAUAAUGGAAAUUAUUGUUUAAAUGGUGGUUGGUGUGAAAAUCAAAUUAAACAAAUCUCAUCAAAUUAUAAUUAUAAUAAUGACAAUAAUAACACAGAUAUUCAUCGAAUAUUCCCAUAUUGUCAUUGUCCAUCCGGAUAUGGAGGGAAAAGAUGUGAAUUCUAUCAUGAAUCAUGCAUACAUUCACCAUGUCUUCAUGGUGGUAAAUGUUAUCCGAUUAAACAAAACUUAUCACAACUACAACUAGAAGAGAUCGAAUUAAAUUCCAUGAUUUCUAGAAAUAAUUCUACAUCAUCUUUCUUUUAUUCAUCGUAUAAAUGUGAAUGCUCAUUUGGUUGGUCUGGAGUACAUUGUGAAGUUAGUACUGGAUUAUAUUGUGAUGCUUCGAAAUUAUGUAUGGAUCAUAUAAAUUGUAAUGACUCAUUGACUAGUGAUUGCCCAUGUACAAAACCAGGUUAUUGCGGUUUAGACUGUGACAGAUUCGGUACUGAAUGCUUCUUGUUAACAAACAAAAGUAAUGGUGAAAUUGAUAGAAUCUCAACUACCGUGCCCAUUACUACUACUAUUGCAACUACUACUAAUAUUAUCACUACUACCAUCAUUAGUACCAAUAAAGUUACCUGGAAUAAUGUCGAAGUACAUACAACAAUCAAAAAUAUCACAUUAUGGCCUGGUGAAGAAACUGAAUUGUCGUAUUGUCUCCGUGAAAAUUGCCAGUUAAAAAAACAUAAUGGUCAAUGUGAUCAUGAAUGUGAUUUAAUUGCUUGCGAUUUUGACCAUGGUGAUUGUCUAUACGCAUUAUCUGUACCGUUGAAUCCUUUAUCGUAUAUUGAACACCUUGAAAAUGAAGGUGACAAUAACAAUGAUAACACAACUCAUUAUGUUAGUUUUUUACAAGAUAUCCAAAUUAAACAACAACGUCCAGAGCCAGCAAUACCAUGGCGUAGUUGCUCAGUGUUAAUUGAACAUGUUCAACAUUCACCAUGUCAUUUAUUAUUUGGUGAUGGAAAUUGCGAUCCUCAAUGUUUUAAAGAAGAAUGCUUAUUUGAUGGUUGGGAUUGUAUACAAACAAAUGUUGAUCUUAAUUUGACAAAAGAAAACUGCUCUGAAUCAUCAUGUCAAAAUGAUUAUCAUACUAAAACAAUGGAAUGUAGCCAUAAUGAUAGGGAUAAUUGUACAUUGAACAAUGAUCUCAAAAAGAAUAUCAUGUCUUCAACAGAUUCAGCCAUCAUUUAUAAUAUUGAUAACAGUAAUAAUUUUACCAAUAAUAUAUCAUCUGGCACUAGAUAUUUCACUAAUCAUAUUGUACCGGGUAGCUUAGUUCUAUUAAUUAAUUCUACUCCAGAAGAAUUGGUAAAAAUGCAUUCUGAAAAGCUGUCAAUAUUUUCCAUAUUAAAUGAAAUUCUACAUUUAGAAGUGGAAGUUGAGCAUCAUCCAAAGACUGGUGACCUAAUGAUCUAUCCGGUAAUAUAUGUGACUAAUUAUACAAACAACAGUAAUAGAAAUUCAUUAUUUGGAACAAUACAGUUAAAAAAUAAUGAUCUAUUGACAUUUGAACAAUCGGAUACAAAGUCAACUGAAAUUCGUUCAAGGUAUUCACGUCAUGUGAAUAUGAAAGCAUCACUAUCAUCAUCGUUAUCGGGUCAACCAUUACAAUCUGAUCGAAAUGAACAAAAAAUGGAAAUUUAUCAAAAAGAAAGCGUAGGAAGUCAAGUGUAUUUACAAUUGAAUUCAAAAAAAUGCGAUGAAACAGGUAAAUCGGACCCGCUGUUCGGUGACUACUGUAUUACUGUGUUACAUAUAGAGGCUUCAAAUUUGAAUGUACAUAAUUGUCACUAUUCGUUAGCUGUCAGUCGUUUGAGACAAAUUUGGGACGAAAAAUACUCCGAUGUGUGUACUGGUAUAAAACUACACACAAUAGAGAAUAUUCCUGUUACAUAUAGAGCUGUUGACCAAUGCGUUAAUUCUCUCUGGAAAGAAAACCCUGAUUUAGUGAUACAUGUUGGUAUGGAUACCAGUCUGACAAUGCCUACUUUGGAAACCUUGUCGUAUAAUAGUGGUUACGAUACACCAGAUGUGGAUGGAGCUUAUUGUCGAAAUAAUGGUUGUGCUAGUAUUCAUGGUGAACCGGUUCUUUAUUGUAGCAUGAACUUGAGUAAAGCAUAUGGUAAACUAGUGGAUAAUCAUAUUACUUGUGCAACUUCAAAUGACCCAGGCAGAUUUUUAUGUGGCUAUAUAUACUACAAAUCACUAGAAUAUUCGCCUGAUCGAGUCGUUUUCGUUCAUGUCCCAUGUUCAACUACAAUGUCUACUGAGAAUACAGCUACCUCACUUCUACAAAUAAUUCGUGAACUAGCUACUCUAAAAGGAGUUGUGAUUCCAUAUAAAUAA